AUGCAGUGUUCUGAUGCUGUUUUAGAGCUGGAUGAGGCAGCUUUCCAGGCGCCGUUCCAAGGAAUUGAAGAAGCCGAUAAUCUAAAGGAAAUUCGUAUGAUCUUGCUUGGUAAAAUUGGAGGAGGUAAAAGUUCUUUCGGUAAUGUAUUAAUUGGCUCGAAAGUAUUCAAAGCAGCCUAUACCGAAGAUGGAGUAACGAAGGAAUGUGUUAUUAAGGAAAAUCGAUUUGGUGAGAGACUACUGAAAGUAGUUGAUACACCUGGCUUCUUUGAUCUUAUUGAAAACGAACGUAAAAAUCAUGCUGAAAUCACAAAAUCUCUAGGAAGUGUUGCUCCGGGCCCUCAUGCAUUUCUAGUCGUCGUUAAACUUGGUAAACUGAGUCCAGAAGAUCGUGCUUGCGUACGAAAAAUUGGAGAAAUUAUUGGACCAACAGCGCUGAAUUAUUGUAUACUAAUAUUAACGCAUUCAGAUCAACUUGAAGAGGAUACUACAUUUGAUGAUUACCUUAGAUCUGGCGAUGGGUUUCUAAAGAACGAAUUGAUUGAUAAGGCUUUUAGAGGACGUUAUAUUAGAGUAAACAAUAAGGAAAAAGACAAAACUAAAGUUAAUGAAACUAUUAAGGAUCUAAUACAAAAGAUUAAAACUAUGGUCGCCAAGAAUAAUGGUGUGUGUUUUCAAAACGAGCUCACAAAACGAGUGACGCAAUGUAUACACGAAAAACAGGAGGCAAUGGGAAAUUUUAGACUGAUAGAACCAGAUGGAAGAAUCAAUGUGACAGAUGAAGUCAUUGAUGAAGUUUCAAUGUUUCGUUCGGAACGGACUAGAGCGAAUCCUAAUAUCGAAGAAUUCGACUCGGAUAAUACAAAUGACAACAGUCCGAGAAUUGUAGACAACGAAUUAACAACAAAGGAUCCACAAGAUACCCUUACUACGGCUACAACGGAAGUACGAAAUAUAUGCCAAAAAGAAAUAGUAUUUCCAUUGAUUGCAACGAAUCAACGAAAUAGUAGUGAUAAAAUAUACUGUAAUGAUUGUUAUAACGAUCUUGGUGCUAAGCUGAAACAAAAUCGAAAACUAUUUGAUGAGUACAGCGAAGAUGACACUCAAUUCGAUGAAUUUUUUGUAGAAGCUAUUGCUUCACCAAAAGCACCCAUAGAAAGGAAACAAGUUCCUAUUUUAUGGUUGGAUCUGGUCGAAAAUACGACUGCAGAAUCCCAAAGAAUAUCGGAAGAAAAGAUUAGAGAGAAUCGAUUCAAUCUAGAAACAUUUACAAUCGACAAGGAUUGCGAAAACUAUCUUACAGCAAAUAAUUCCGAAAAAUGUUUUUUAAUCCUUUCUAAGGAUAUCGGACGAAUGUUCUUAGAAAAGAAAAUUCAGACAAGAAAAGGACCAGUCAGAAUUCAUGACCUCCCAAAACUGGCAAGAGUGUACAUAUAUUGCCCGCAAAAAGCCGACGCAAUUGUUGCAGAAUCACUCGUUGAAGACGGUAAUGAUGAGUUAUGUGUUACAGCGCAGAGAGAUGACCAUCCAGAUGAGCCGAUAUUAAUAAGUCCAGCAACAGCGAAAACUACUUCAUCGGAAUCAAGUUCUGAAACAUCGGAUCACAUAACAAACGACGGUAGAAUCGAAACUCAUGUUAUUACAUCCUCUCCGAAUGAUAGACGUCCUUCAUCUGAUGCGAGCUCUGAGAUAACUCCGCUAGUUUCAAAGGAAGUUCCUGUGUGUGAAAACCAGUCAUUCAAUGGUCAGAAAGUGCAAAAUGUUCGUCAUUCAAUGAGUUUCAUGGAUCGAUUAUCUUCGUUCUGUAUAAGAUAUAGUUGCUGUGGUAGAACAGAUACGAAAACAAAAGUUCAAGCCAAUGGUAAAUCAUCGGCAAAAUCAGCGUUAGAAAUGCCCAAAACACUUCUCACAAAAGUAGCACCUCGUCUCGUCUCCAGCUCCCAAUCCACAUUGCCAUUUGACGAACCAAAUGACUCAUCUCUCACAGAAAGCAAUGACGAUGAAUGGGUGAAAAAUUAUUCCAAGGUUAGUCAGCGAAAUAACUUAUUUUUUUAAUUUUAUUUUUAAACCUUUUUAACAUUUUCUGUCGCUUAAUACAGAUAUGUGGUGUUUUUACUGAUUUAACCGAAUUGCUUACACAAAUGUGUUAGGAUCAAAUGGUAGUUUGCGAUGAAAUCGACAAUCUAUUGACUCUGUUGGUUAUCAAAGGAGACGAGGCAUCAGUUCAAAAAUUUUAAAACAGGGAGUUUAAACAGGGAGUCCCUCCUAGCAGAGGGAGCUAGUAUCCGAUGGAGUUAGUCCAUCAGGAUAAUGGUGUUGAGCUACGAAAUAUUGAGGAAUUUCGCCAUGAAUACAAAGCCGACGAUGUAAUUCGUUGGUACACCAGAAAUGCGUGUUUUUAUCGGCUUCUUAAUAGAGCAUUACGGUUUCAAACCUACGAUGCUAUUAUUUCUUUUCGUCUUUUAAUCAACGAUAUAUCUCGACAAUUAGAGAAUGAAUAUCAUAAACAGAAGACCACGAUAGAGACGGGUGGUGGAAGGUCAGUUUUCCUAGUGUAUCGAGGACAGCGUAUGGGUACAACGGAAUUCAAUGAAAUAAGUACUUCAAAUUGUCAUGAUAAACAGUUUCUUCUCAGCCACCAUAGAUAAAACGGCAGCAUUAGUAUUUAUAGCCGGUGCAACCUCUAUCAUUCGGAGAGGAUGUAAUAACAUGAGUUUCGAUUCUACCGUCGUUUGUUAUGUGAUCCGAUGUUUCAGAACUUGAU
This is a messenger RNA of Didymodactylos carnosus, 2764 nucleotides long. Lineage: Eukaryota; Metazoa; Rotifera; Eurotatoria; Philodinida; Philodinidae. The record is from the annotation of a GenBank genome assembly.